AUGUCGUUAGCUCCGACUAAAGUUGCUGUAUCAACUAGUAUCUUGUCGAAACGAUGGGAGUUUCUUUGGAUGUGGUUGACGAAACUUGAGUUUGGUGAUGAACUUUAUUCAGAGUCUGAAUUCAAGAGUUUACAGUGUUUUCUUGAUAGAAAUCUGCCAUUACAUAGAGCUCCAGUUAUAGAAAGCUUCCGUCUUGAGCUUAGUGGUUUAUAUUUUAACCCUGAAGAUAUCAGAAUGUGGGUUGUAGUAGUUGUUUCUCGCUACGUACGUGAGCUGGAGAUUUACUGUCCAGAGAAGCAACACAUAUUGCCAAGUAGCUUGUAUACCUGCAAGUCUCUCGUGAUCUUGAAACUCGAUGGUGGGAUUAUCUUGGAUGUUCCUCCGAUGGUUUGUCUUCCCUCUCUGAGAACUUUGGAACUUAAAGGUUAUACUUGUGAUGUAGAUGAGUUUGUCAUAGAUACUCCUUCUUUAGAGUAUUUCAAACUUGAGGAUCGUAAUUAUGAUAGUCACCCAUGUUUGAUCGAGAAUAUGCCUAAGCUAACGGUAGCAUACGUCGAUGUUAGAUCCACUGAUCUUCAGAGUCUCAUCGGAUCAAUCACUUCUGUCAAGUAUCUAACAAUAUCCUCUAAGGCUAUGUUUGGUGACGGUUUUAUUUUCAACCACCUUGAGCAUCUGACGCUACCUGUAUGGGAUGAUUAUCCGUGGAAUGUCCUUGUCCAGGUCCUCAAAGACUCUCCUAACUUACGUGAACUAAGCUGCCUCUCUGAAAUGAAUGUAAGUUCCUUCGUUUAA
Molecule: messenger RNA, 792 nt
Organism: Arabidopsis thaliana (thale cress)
Lineage: Eukaryota; Viridiplantae; Streptophyta; Magnoliopsida; Brassicales; Brassicaceae
Product: Leucine-rich repeat (LRR) family protein
Exons: 3
Coding region: 1-792 (263 amino acids)
Source: RefSeq, marked reviewed